Molecule: messenger RNA, 2341 nt
Organism: Bufo gargarizans (Asiatic toad)
Lineage: Eukaryota; Metazoa; Chordata; Amphibia; Anura; Bufonidae
Exons: 2
Coding region: 719-2068 (449 amino acids)
Source: RefSeq, a predicted model, not a curated record
UCAGACUUUUUGCUCCCCUGGAACUAUAUUACUUCUUGUACAUUUAUUCUUACUAUAUUGUAUUAUUAUCAUUUACCUCGGGUUCCUCAGGUCCCCCUCUAGCCUGGAGUGCCUCCUGGCUUCCUCCUAUUAGCGCCAUUUUGCGGCCGUUUUUUCCCGCCAUUUUCGCGGCCGUUUUCCCGCCAUUUUCGCGGCCGUUUUCCCGCCAUUUUCGCAGCCGUUUUUCGUGCCAGCCCACUUCCAAAUCACGGCUGGCCUAAAAAAAUUUAGUCUCCGGCUUACGGCCAUCUUAAUUUUACCUCAUACCAUCUCACUGGGGAUUCAGUGUGACUGUACUAAUUAGCUGUUACUCCCUCAUUACUGGUUUUCACCCCUGGGCCUAUCUCAGACUACUAUUCAGUUCUCUCUGUGCCUCAUGUGGCUGGGUCAGUCAGGUCAGUGCUGCUGCCUGUUUAUUAUUGUGACCUGCAUUUAAGGGUUUCAACCCUGUGCGAACCGGGGUGAGCCCCCACUAUUAAUACGCUGCUUAUUGGGAGACUAGCUGUUGCAGUUCUCUCUAACUGGGUGAGCCCCAGUUUUUAAGGUCACUACUUUACCCUGCUGGGGUUUAUACUGGGCUUUGUUCCCAUACUAUUAAAACUGACCAUACGCCUGUUCUCAAGACCUGGGUGCCCGUUUAUUACUGUACCUUUCAGUGACAUACCAGCCGACCCUUAUUAUGGAGAAUUCCCAGAAUGUCCCUGUAGACUUCCAGGCUAUGAUUAACGCAGCUGUCGCUGCCUCUGUGGAGAAGGCACUCUCCAAGGCCCGAGCUUCGGCUCCUGACGUACCUAAAACUCGCAGGCGUCCACGGCACGAGUCGGAAUCCGACCUGUCCGACUAUCAGACAGGGGAUGAAUCCCGCCCUACGAAACGCCAUGACAAAGGCGAGGAGUAUACACCCAAACCACCCAAGGGUAAGACACCUGCCAAGCGUAAACCUGCCAAACUUCACACUCCGGCCCCGCGUCAGGAGUACUCUUCAGAAGAAGAACAGGACCCUACCCACUCCAUGUCAGUGCUAGAUGAGUGGCAAGCUGACGCUUCAGAGUCGGAUUACGACGCAUGGGGCUCGGACGAGAAGUCUGUUUCUGCUUUCAUGCAGGAGACCCUCCUGGGUGCGGUCCAGGCAAGAGGUAUCGAAGACACUGCUGACGCAGAACCUCCUCUUGACUCAGACACCAUUAUGGACCCCUCAGGUCAGGCGAUGUUCGAUCCUCGCAACAUACGACACCCCAGAUCGGGUGAAUGGUCGCCUCCAGAACACCUUUCCAGGUUCAUGCACCUGUGGCUCCGCAAACCUCUGGAGAAAGAGGUCCGCAACCGACUCAGGUCUGAAUGCCCACGCCCUUCCCUGCCGGAUAAGGUCGCUCAGACCCCAGAAUUUGACAAAGUUAUGACAACCUUUAUGAUGCGCAGUGGCAGAGACCCUCGACGGGGCUUAGAGAAAGGCCUAUGGGGCGCCCAAGAUAACCUACUGGAUUCCGUAGGCCCCCUGGCUCGCAUUAUGUAUCUGGCGGAUGAUGCCUACGCCAAAGCCGAUUCCUUCUCCACCGAGGACUUCAGGGAAUGGGCACAUGACAUUCGUGAGUGGGCACAACGUUGUUUUUGUUUCAUCGGAAACGCCAAUGUUACGCUCUCUUCGGAGAGACGAAAAGCAGCGUUAUUCCGUAUUAACGGUAAAUUGGCAGACCUUGGCACAAAAGAGAUUGGGCCCCAGGCGCAAGGAAAACUUUUCGGUGAACCAUUCCUCAAGGAAUUAAACAAACAUGUCAACGUGUUCACCUCCCUUAAUAAGGCGCAAUCCUCAAUGCGCAGUGUCUUCAGGAGCAACCCUACCAGAGGGGUUUUUGGAAGGGCUGGCCGGCAACGGGGCCGUGCCGCCAGCCGAUUUUGGCCUUCAGGCCCCCGUACUCAACCAACACCAUUUUAUCCGACAAGGGACUGUCAACAACGACCCUUUUCCAGAGGCUCGGAUAGAGGCCGUGGAAUCCGCGGACGCGGACGUUCCCGCUUUACUGCAGCGUAACCCUCUUCAGGUCCUCCACUGGUCGCUGGUUUGUUAAUCUUACGACCCGAUAGGAUGAGAUGAGAACUUUGUUCGGUCUUACCUCCAACCUCGUUUACCAGAAGUCUCCUCAAGUUCUACUCGCCAGAAACCGCUGUUACAGUUUUCGUUGAAUAUCUGGAUGUUCGAGCUCAACCUGGACUUUGAUGUCGCUUUUAGAAAGAGGAAGUGCACAGGCAGCAUGACCCUUAUAUACUAUGUGGCGCAGUGAUCUACUUGUUACUCUUUACAUUU